This is a messenger RNA of Cryptomeria japonica (Japanese cedar), 2047 nucleotides long. RefSeq names its product protein neprosin-like. NCBI's taxonomy places the organism in Eukaryota, Viridiplantae, Streptophyta, Pinopsida, Cupressales, Cupressaceae. The record is from RefSeq and is a predicted model, not a curated record. The coding region runs from base 1290 to 1919 and encodes 209 amino acids. The transcript has 7 exons.
UGGGCUUAGUCAGUUACGUUGCCUUUUCCCGCGCGAAUAUUAUCCACUCAUUUCUCUGCUAUGCAUUCUUUCUUCUUUUUUAAUAUGCAAUUCAAGUCCAUCUGCUCUACACCAUUCCCAUCAGCUUCUUCUCUUUCAAUCAUUUCUGCGUUAAGCCAGCUUUGUCUGUUUUCUGUCUGCCUUAAAUUUACAGCAAAGCCUCAACCUUAGCUGUGAAGCAUUUUUCUUUGUUUUAGUUUAUAUCUCAUGGCAACAUCUUCUAGCAGUAGUGGCGCCUUUGAUGCAGUAAUGUUUCAAUUGUAUCUAGUGGCAUGCUCUUCUAGCAGUAUGCGUGCUUUCGAUGCAAUAAUGUUUCAAUUGUAUCGAAUGGCAUACUCUUAUCGUAGUAGUGGUGCUUUUGAUGCAGUAAUGUUUCAAUAUUAUCUAAUGGCAUCCUCUUCCAACACUGCUGGUAUUUUUUAUGCAAUAAAUGCCAUCUGCUCCUACUUUUGUUACAUCCUCGUCUGGAACCAAACUCUUGCGCUAUGAUAUAUUCAUAAAUCAUUGUGGACAAGAUGUCAAACACACUCUCGCCAGCAAGAUCUACGAUUCCUUAGAUGCCACGGGAUUGAAAGUGUUUCUGGAUAAAGAUGAGUUGGAUCUUGUGGAUUACUUUCCCAAAGCCAUAGAAGAAGCAAUCAAAAGUUCUUCUCUUCAUAUCGCCAUAUUUUCUGAACAUUAUGCACAAUCACCCUGGUGUUUGGCCGAAUUGUUUUGUAUGCUACAAACCCCCAGCAAAUUUAAGCCCAUUUUCUAUCAUGUUGAUCCUUCUGAUUUAAGAUGGGCGAUUGAAGGAAAAGGAAUUUAUAAAGGUGCCUUUUCUGAUUAUGUAGAGAAGAAAAGAUACCCUUCCGAACUGCAACGUUGGAAACAGGCACUCCAACAAGCGACAUAAUUAAGAAAGAGAAUCAGGGAAAGGUUCAAGGGAUAAUUUUGCGUACAAAAAUUCGUCGGCAGAAGAGUGCCCAGAGGGAAGUGUGCCCAUCGUGGAGAUCACACGUGAACGUGUUGAAAGAGCAGGAUCUCUGAGACAAUACUUAAAUACAGGAUUGCACGAUAACACACAGAAAACUCAUGAAGAAGCCAAGAGCGCAGUAGCAUUUAUAAGUCCAAGGGGAAGCCAGGAGAUCCAUGAGAUCAAAGCUUCUUUCAAUGUAUGGCAACCUUCCGUGGACACCAGUAAUUCAGUUUUUAGCGCCGCUAUAUUGCGUCUUCUCCAUGAGAAUCCUGAUGAGUCAAUAAACGAAGCAAUGGAAGCUGGAUGGAUGGUUUACCCCAGUCGCUAUGGUAGUCCACGCGUUACAUUUUAUGUUGCCCAUAGGGUUUUCCGUAAGGGCGAGGAAAAAGACUGCAUCGACCUAUCUUGUAAAGAUUUUAUUCAAGAAGGAAAAGAAUACUAUCCAGGAAUGCCAAUUCCUGGUAUUUCUGCAUAUGAUGGUACACAGAUGGACAGCACCAUAAGCAUAAGAAGAGAAACCAGGGGUAAUAAUGCAAACAAUCUAGUGUGGGCAGUAUAUUUACAAGACAAGUUAGUGGGUCAUUGGCCUGCAAUUCUUUUUCACGACUUGACAUUUUAUGGGAAUUUGGCCCAAAUUGGAGGACAAGUAGUGAUAAGAUCUGGCAAGCGAGGAACUCCGUUUCCCAAGACGGAAAUGGGUAGUGGAGACUUCGCUAGAAAAGGUUUUAAGAAAGCAGCUUUUGUCAGGAACAUACGAUUGUUUACUAAUAAUGGUGCUCUUAUAACUGAUAGAAAAACGAAUUACUUCCUAAGUAAAAGACAUUGUUAUGGUAUAAAAGGAUAUGUGAAACAAGAUGACUAUUGGGGGCAUCAUAUAUAUUAUGGAGGUCCUGGAGGUAAUGCUGGUUAUUGUACGUAUUGAAAUACUUUUGCCCCAAAGCAUGAAUGAUAUGAAGCCGAGUGUGUGAGCUGCACAGCAGCAGAGAAAUAAAAUAUAUGCACUUAAAUGUACUUUCUGGUGUAUUUGAAUCGUGUAUCUUUUUCUUCGAA